AGGGGCUCCGCUGCUCCUCCUGCCUCGCCCGCCCGCUCUCACCCGCCCGCCGUUUCUCCGCAGGCAUGGUGGCCGCGCUGUAGGAGGGCCGGGAGCCGCGGCGAUGGAGGAGAGCGCUUGAGUUUGCCUGCGGAGGCGUUCCGUGUGUGCCAGACGUGAAGCAGCUAUAGCUAUUGCAUGAUACCCUCUUACAAAUGAUUUCAAAUACCUUAGCUCAUGUGUUCAUUCAAGCUUUAUUGGUCUAAUGGUUGUCUGGAGCAACAGUGGAAAUGGAACAGUGAUAGUGAUCUGUGCCAUAUCUGAAUGUUCCUUAAAAUACUGAAGUGCCCAAGAGAAGGAUCAGAAAUAAAAUGUAGUUCAUGAAGAGUUCUGUGGAGAUUGAUGGACCUUCCUGCCUGUGCAUGGACUUCUGAUUAGAGUGACUACCUCUGCAAUUAAUAAUUCAGCUUCCUCCUGCCAUUGCUUCCCCUAGAACCUCUUCUAUUUCUGCAGUUCUUUUAACUGAGGCGCAAGUGAGAAGUUACGUGAUCAAAGAGAUGGGAUGAGUUGUAGAUCUGGAAAUACAACUGAAGCCAUGGUGUCAUGGAAGGGGAUGUACUUUGCACUUGCACUAUUCUUGGGAAGUUUCUUUGGAAGUAUCUUCAUGCUGGGCCCUUUUCUGCCUUUGAUGUUUAUCUCGCCAGCCUGGUACCGCUGGAUCACUGACUGCAUUGUGGCCACUUGGCUCACACUCCCUGUGGCCUUGCUGGAAAUGGUGUGUGGUUCCAAGGUGGUUGUCACUGGAGAUGGCUUUGUUCCUGGAGAAAGGAGUGUCAUUAUCAUGAACCAUCGCACACGAAUGGACUGGAUGUUCCUGUGGAACUGCCUGCUGCGAUACAGCUACCUCAGACUUGAAAAAAUCUGUCUCAAAUCCAGUCUCAAAAGCAUUCCAGGAUUUGGCUGGGCGAUGCAGGUUGCAGCCUUUGUUUUCAUUCAGAGAAAGUGGGAAGAUGACAAGAGUCACUUUGAAAAAAUGCUGGAUUAUUUCUGUGACAUUCGUGAACCACUACAACUCCUCAUCUUUCCAGAGGGAACUGAUCUCACAGGUGACAACCUCGAUGCCAUUCACGACAUAACCGUGGCGUACCCCCAAAACAUUCCUCAGACAGAGAAGCACCUCCUGCAAGGAAACUUCCCCCGGGAGAUCCACUUCCACGUCCAGAGGUACCCCAUAGAGACAGUGCCCACUUGCAAGGAGGAGCUGGAGCGCUGGUGCCGGCAGCGCUGGGAGGAGAAGGAGGAGAGGCUGCGGCGCUUCUACGAGGGCGGCAGGCGCUUCGGCGCGGCGGGGCAGGGCGCGGUGCCGCCCUGCAAGUCGGAGCUCAGGGUGCUGGCGGUGAAGUGCGCCUCGCUGCUCUACUGGACGGCGUUCCCGCUGGGCGCGCUGGCGCUGCUGUACCUCUGCAGCUUCGCACAGUGGUACUGCGCGGCCAUGCUCGUCUUCUUCGUGGUGCAGCAGAAGGUCUUCGGCGGGCUGGAGCUCAUUGAACUCGCUUGCCACCGCUAUUUGAAAAAGCAGCAGAAGUUUCGUGAGGCGAAAGUAAAAAUCAAUUAGUUCUAGGCUAGUGGAAGGGUGGUUUUGAGAUGCCCUGCUAAUUUUAUGCAUUUUAUGCACAGGGAACAAUUUUUGCAUGAGAAUUGUCUUUUACUAUUGCCAUCGUUAGACAUUUGCACAUGAUUCUGUGAAGAGAAAGAAAAAUGUUAGUUAUUGCUACACGUGAAAAUGGUAGUUUUUAAUCUCUGAAUGUAAUUUCGACAUUGCUCUCACAAGCAGCUAGCAACUGCAUUCAGCUGUCGUUAAGAAACAAAUUGCUGGAUUGCUGAACAAUCAUAAGGACAUUAAUAAAUGUGACAUGCACUGAAGUUUCAUGUAGAAACCCAAACAGUUCAGCAAAGAGAGGCAGAUGUAAUAUUUCUUUAGAGUCACAUUGUGUGAAGUAAGCAUCGAAUUUGGAAAACUGCUAAGUUUUGAUGGUAGGUGAAAGUUGAAGGAGAGAUUGUUCUGUUUCUUUUUUCUGUUUCAAAUACUCAAACUUAUUUUGAAGUAAUAUUUUUGCAUAAGCUUUUCCAAACACUACUGAACCUACCAAGUAUUCAACUAUUUUGGCUUGGUCACUCAGGAGGAUUUUUAAGCCUUGCAGUCUUGUGUCAUAGUACAGAAAGCAUUACAGUGCUCACUCUGCCUCCAUUUAAGUGUUUGCUGAUUAUUUAAUAGACCUAAGUUUUAUAUCUCACUGUUUCAUACUGUUCUAGUCUCCCUGUUAGCUGUGGGAGACUUAUUCCUACUGUAGUAUGUAGAGCUGCAGGAUAGGGGAGCUGGGUUUUUUAUUAGUUUAUUGGUAUUUUUUUUUCUCACAGAGGCAAAAAUAGCUGUUUGUCUCUGAGUAACUGGAAAAUGUUUUUCAAAAAGGUUUCCUUGUAUCCUUGUAGACAUUCUUUGGUUGAAAACAUUUUAUUUAGUUUUCAGAGCAGACAAAAUACUUUUUUUUUUUCCUUUAAUUUUUUUUUUAUUAAUUUUGGUUCCUUUGGCAUUUCAGUGUCCAUGUACAUAAGCAGGAGGACUGCUUGUUCCAUGCAUGUCAGAUAGCCCUGCUGAAAUGCAAUGGUUCUUUCCUUGUUGGUACAAGAGAUGGGUUUGAAUUUUAGACUUAGCACAGGGAAGAGCUGCAUCUUCCCUCUGCAUACUGGCUUUGUUUGCAUGAUGACAUCAUUACUUUUUCAACCUUCUUCACAGCUUUUUUUCCCUUAUUUUCACGACAUUCAGAAAACCUGAACAUUUAAAUGCAGACAAAGCACUUUCAAGUGUACCCCUUGUCAUAUAUAGUAAAAGUGAUGUUCAAGCUCACGUAGAAAAAGACAAAAACAUUUCCAGCACUUCAGAGACAUUUCAGGUCUUCACGUUAAAUUGUUUUGCAACCUCCGAAAUUUUAGACAACUUGAUCAAUUGUAUUGCUGCAAAACCUUCCUGACUUACUAAAUAUUUGGUUUCUGUUGCAUGAGGGCUUGUUUGAGCUGGACCCAGAUGGCUGGCUCAGUUUGUUGAGUGGUGUUGUCAUGACAUGUGAAAGUCCAGAGUGCAAAAUGUAUCUUGUACUGUGCUGGGUAUCCAAAGUGUUGGGUCAGCAUGGUGGACACAACUGUUUGCUUCUAAGUUACAACACUGAGCAUGUUGUCUAAUGUGUUUGUUUCAAAGACCAUUUUUUGAACUAAUCACCAGCCUCUAUUCAACUGUCCCUUGCAAGGUGACAAGUCUUUUUUAAUCUAUGCUUACAAUAACUAAUUGUUUAUUAUGUGCAAAGUACUUGAAGCCAUCUGGUUUACUCCAAUUUUUUAAGCCCUUUUUUCUUAAAAAAUAAAUAAAAGUAGGUUUCUAUUUAGGGUUAUGUUUCUUAAUGAUUUUUCAUAUUUGUAUUUGUGUACCUGACAACUGGUGUUGCAUUGUCAUGAGUGAAGGAUGUAAUUUCUGCACCUUGAGGUCUUUUUUUAAAGCAAUUCUGUGAUAUCACAGGCAUGGUUGCAGCUUAAACCUCCAUAGCCUGUUUUUUCUUCAGCUAAUCUCCUGCACAUUCAGGUAACCCACUGCAAGGGAAAACCUAAAAACCUCAUUUGUGGUUAAUGCGGAGGAGACCUUCCAGCUUCUUCCAGUCUGUCCUGAGCCACGGCUGUGCUUUCAUACCAGGAGUAACCAUAGCCAGCCUCCUCCAACAGCCUUAACAUCAUCUUCAGGAAUGACUUCAGAGGACAGGUUCCAUGUGUUGGUGACAUAAAAUACCAGCUACGUUUUUCUCAGCUGGUCAGAGAACUUUGUGGUGUCAUCAGAUAUACUGGGAACAUCAGUGUGAGUCUUGGUCAUGGCAAGCUACAGGAUUUAUGUCUCUCUGUAAUUAAAGUUGGGCUCUGAAAAUGAAGUCAGUGCAAUCCAUCAUUUACCCUUACAAGGGAUUUUCUCCCAGCAGGAGCCAAACAUGUAACCUACUGUAAUGUGGUAAAAACAUCCUGCAAAAUUUGUAAUUAGUCUUCCUCUCUCGUGUUUGGAUCAAAGAGAAAGAAUAAUCUGUUUGUCAGCUGGUAAUGUGUUUGCAGUGCCCAACUCCAUGAUGCAGUGAGUGGUAAGUGGAGAAUCCUCCUCUCACAGGGAAGGGUGUUGGCUUUGUGUCUGAUGUAAUUAUUUAGAUUAUGUGCAUCACAGGUCAGUUAGAAAUGCAAGAUGGAAAAAAUGUUGAAUGAAAACUAAAAGUUUUGUGGAUAGAGAAGCUUCUUUGUUUAAAAAGUGAUUAAGGAACUGGAGGAAAAAUUUUCUGUGAAUGCUUUUUUUUCCCUCUGGUGAAAAUGUAGCUUUUUAAUCAAAAGGUUCUGAUACACAGAUUUCUUGGAGAUUACUUUGUUCCUACCCUGUCUUACUUUUCAAAGAUCACUAAAGUGGCAUUUAGGGACGUGGUUUAGUGGUGGAUUUGGCAGUGCUGGGUUUAUAGUUAGACUCAGUGAUCUUUUCUCACCUGAAUCAUUCUGGGAUUCUGUGCUGGGUAAAUCACUUGGAAAUUUUUUCAGUACUGUUGGGAUGAAGGUGCUUAUCCACCAGGAAUCACAUAGCCCUCUCCAUGGGACAUGGAUUGGCACUGGCUCUCCUCUCACUCAGCAGCAGGUUUGUCCCUGUUCACCUUCUCUUGUGGUCCCAGCAGAUGCCCCUCUGAACUCUGUCAGCAGGGCCUACAGGUCUUGCAUACAUUGUUUGGGAUCAAGGCUGUGCUUUAAGGAUGCUGUUCCCCUCUGCUCAAUCAGAUGUUUCCUCAUCAGCAUCAGGGGGUUUCUUUCUCUCUGCUCAGAACAGAAGGUUGAAAUCCUGCCAUCUGUGUGUGUCAUCAGGCUCAUAUGGGUAGCAGGAUGUCAGACCAAGACAUUUUUCUCUUGACUUCAAAGCUGCAAGGCCCAAAGCUGGUCUGUUGUCUUGAUCAUAGGAAAUGUAGUUCCUAGUUUUCUGCAUUGCAUCAGUUGGUGUUGUUUAAAAAAGAUCUGUGUUUUAAUAACUUGAUUUUAUAUGUGCACUGUGUGAAAAGAAACACCAGGACACUACAAACCUACAGAAAGCCUUAGUUUUCAGAUUUCACUGAUGAUAUUAUUAGAAUGUUUUAACCAUGUAUCAGUUACUCUACAGCCACAAUAAAGACCUGAAGCAUUGCA
Molecule: messenger RNA, 5217 nt
Organism: Oenanthe melanoleuca
Lineage: Eukaryota; Metazoa; Chordata; Aves; Passeriformes; Muscicapidae
Gene: LCLAT1
Product: lysocardiolipin acyltransferase 1
Exons: 7
Coding region: 542-1594 (350 amino acids)
Cellular component (GO): endomembrane system
Molecular function (GO): acyltransferase activity
Source: RefSeq, a predicted model, not a curated record